Rubroshorea leprosula is the source of this 454-nucleotide messenger RNA. Lineage: Eukaryota; Viridiplantae; Streptophyta; Magnoliopsida; Malvales; Dipterocarpaceae. The record is from the annotation of a GenBank genome assembly.
ACCCCCCUUUCACAUGCCUCUACCGUUCAUUUUUCACCUGUGAUCUCCGAAAUAUCUAUCCUUGAUUCGAGCUACAUGAGCAGGUUGCUGCAGGCAAUGAAAGAUCAAGCAGUCAAGUACUGCGAGCCCCUCAAAAACUCUGCGUCUUCUUCUUCCUCAAAGCAGGCCAGGCGUUUCUUCAGCCCAACCAAUUCAGGGGAAUUCAAGGCCGCCAAGGAUGAUCGGCUCAAGCAGGCGGAGGAGUCUCUCCGGACUGUCAUGUACUUGAGCUGUUGGGGUCCUAAUUAAACAAGAUUUCUCUAGGAUCAUGUCGGUUCAGUUGAGUUUGAAAUUCCAUGACCUGUAAAUUAAUACAACUGAGAGGUUCCUAGUUGUCCAGUUUUUCAUCAAAAUUGUAACAAGUCUUUUGAAUGUAUAUAUGAUCAUGUUUAUGGAAUAAGAAUGUGUAGUUUAU